Fraxinus pennsylvanica is the source of this 1296-nucleotide messenger RNA. The record is from the annotation of a GenBank genome assembly. NCBI's taxonomy places the organism in Eukaryota, Viridiplantae, Streptophyta, Magnoliopsida, Lamiales, Oleaceae.
AUGUUACAGGAAGAAAAUGUGAAACCAAAUGACAGGACGUAUAAUAUUCUCAUUCGAGCUUGGUGUAACAAGGGAGACAUUUUGGAAGCAUGGAACGUGGUCUACAAAAUGAUUUCAGCUGGCGUCAAACCUGAUGCUGUGACAUACAAUACAAUAGCAAAGGCCUAUGCUCAGAAUGGUGACACCAGUCGAGCUGAAGCAAUGAUAUUUCAGAUGCUAAACGACAAAGUGAAACCAAACGAGCGGACAUGUGGUAUUAUUGUAAAUGGUUAUUGCGAAGAAGGUAAUAUGACGGAUGCAUUCAGAUUUGUGUAUAAGAUGAAGGAUCUUGGAGUGCAUCCAAAUCUCAUCAUAUUCAACUCACUUGUCAAAGGGUUUCUCGACUGUUCUGAUCCUGAUGGAGUUGAUGAGACACUGUCAUUGAUGGAAGAAUUCGGGGUAAAACCUGACGUGGUAACAUUUAGCAGUAUAAUGAAUGCAUGGAGUUCUGCUGGACUGAUGGACAAAUGCCAAGAAAUAUUUGACGAUAUGGUUAAGAACGGCAUAGAACCCGACAUUCAUGCAUUUAGCAUUCUCGCAAAAGGCUAUGUGCGUGCUGGACAACCAGAAAAGGCUGAGGCCCUCCUGAAAGUGAUGGGGUCGUCAAGAGUUCAUCCAAAUGUCGUAAUCUUCACUACAAUCAUAAGUGGAUGGUGUAGCACUGGUAAAAUGGAGUAUGCUCUAAGAAUGUACGAGAAAAUGUGUGAGAUGGAUGCAUCUCCAAAUUUGAAGACCUUUGAAACUCUAAUAUGGGGAUACGGGGAAGCAAAACAGCCAUGGAAAGCUGAGGAGUUCCUCCAAAUUAUGGAAGAGAAGGGUGUGCGUCCUCAGAAGAAAACUAUUCAGCUUGUGGCAGAUGCAUGGCAAGCCAUCGGUUUUCUAAGUGAAUCUGAGAGAAUCUUGAAUUUUACUGCAGAAGAUCAGAUAGUUGCAUCUAAUUCUAGUCCAGAUGAGACACCUGAUAAUGGCGUAAAAAGGAUUUAUCGUAAAGAAAAACUUACUGGUUCUUAUUCAAAUUUGUUACCGACAUCUGAUACCAUUACAGGCUAUCAGAAUGGAUCAACUGCUAUCAAUUCAAGAAGCCAGAUGGUGCUUAAGAGAUCCAAGUCAUCAGAAUGCCAGAUCACUGCAGUUAAAUCCAUUUUACUUGUUCGUACUUGUGGGUUCAAAGCAAAAUCGCCAGUGGUAUUUUGCAAACAUGAUUAUGUUUUGGCGGGAAGCUAUGGGUACUCGGGUUCAUGUAUGGUGGCAUUUUAA